Messenger RNA from Filobasidium floriforme, 837 nucleotides. RefSeq lists its product as uncharacterized. The record is from RefSeq and is a predicted model, not a curated record. Lineage: Eukaryota; Fungi; Basidiomycota; Tremellomycetes; Filobasidiales; Filobasidiaceae. The transcript has 4 exons. Bases 1 to 837 code for a protein of 278 amino acids.
AUGGUCACUGUUCUCCAGCUAGGGCCCAACACGGACGGCUUUCUUUCUCCUCUGGAACGGGCUUUCGUGGUAAUCGAGAGCGCCUCGAAAUCGCUCGAAGCUUCGAAGGAUGAAAUCAGCUCAUGGAGUAGUGGAAGAUCUCCGAGGUAUCGACAUAUCGGCUCCUCGGAACCGGUAUCCCAGCUUCGAGAAAGGCGGCUUGCGACAAACUUCCUAGAAUGCGAUAUCUCUGUCAGUCCGAUCAGCACUUCGGCGAUGAACAACGCGCUGGUGGUUCCAAGCCGGCCGAACCUCCAAGAUUUUCUUUGCUCGAACGUGGCAUACUUGACGCAUAUGAAAAGGCAGGAUCGUCGGGUCUCACCUACAGUAACUGUUCGAGGCGAAAAGGCGCUGGAGUGUUCUCUCAAUAUCGAUGUCAUCACUGGUGGAACGCAGGGGGACACAAAAGGCUUCGAUCGAUCAAUCGGAUUUGUCAACAUGGGAAAUCCAUCUUCGGUGGAAUAUACCUGCGCAAAGUCACACGGUAGAAAGCCUAUUUCGAAUCGCUCUUUUCGUGGAGCCGUUGGAGACAUCAAGAUUCAGCCUUAUGUCGUAAAGUUACCUCGAGCUCGCCAACAUCCGAACCCUCCGCAAUUACGCAUCCACGCGACACGCGAGCGCCUCAACGUCGUCGAUCGAGAAACACCUCUAGCCUCCGACUAUCUGCCUCACGGACGCACGAGGCCCCGGUUAGGAAUUGCUGGCAAUCACUCGAGUGGAAAAGCUUUCGGAUCCCCAACUUCUUCGACUGUUCCCAUCAUUCGAAACCCAGGUUGUCGCGCUACGAAGGGAUGCUAG